AUGUCUUCUUCUGCUACAGAGCCUUUGGGACAACCUGUCCCCCAGUCAUCAGUAGUUGACUCUGAUUCCAAUCAGAAUCCCCCCGAUUCUGUGCAGAGCCCUGUAAAGGCCGACGUCGCCCCUACUCCUGUAGAAUCCAGCGACAUCAAACAAGUCUUUGAUUCAUCUGCUCUUCAAGAACAACAUUCUCAGGAACCUGUUCUUCAGGAAUUAGCUCCUCAGGAAUUAGCUCCUCAGGAAUUAGCUCCUCAGGAAUUAGCUCCUCAGGAAUUAGCUCCUCAGGAAUUAGCUCUUCAGGAAUCAACUAUUCAGGAAUCAACUAUUCAGGAAUCAACUAUUCAGGAAUCAACUAUUCAGGAAUCAACUAUUCAGGAAUCAACUUCUCAGGAAUUAGCUCCUCAGGAAUUAGCUCCCCAGGAAUUAGCUCCUCAGGAAUUAGCUCCAACAGAUGCCACAGAAACUGAAAUAGCUACCAAUGAAGACAACUAUGACCCAACAACCACUAUUAAAACAAAACCUACAACAAUUCUUCCUAAAACCCCAUCUUCGCCUGCCCCAGCUCUUUCAACAAAUAAUACGAGUUCACACAGCACAUCUAGCGUGACAUCUUCAGAUAAUCCCCAACCACAAGCCCCUCCUUCACUUCCAAAGAAACCAGAAGUUUCUUCUAGCGCAGUCAUAGCUAACACGGCUAAUGCAAACAAUGACCAACAAUCCUUAAAGCCCCAAAAAAAUGGUGCAACCCGUGGGAAAUCUCCCAGCACUAUUGCUGGCAAACGUAAGCGCACAGAUGUUCCUGGAACCUCUCCUACUACUACUACUACUACUACUACUACUACUACUACUACUACUACUACUACUACUACUACUACUACCUCACCUUUCCUGGACCGUCUUGAAGAAAAAAUCAAAAACAAUGAUAUUCGUAGCGCUCGCUACUGGGACCAAUACUUGCGCCACUUUGAAACUCUUGGCCAGUUUGAAGCCACAGAAGCAGCCUACGAAAGAGCAGUCACUGCUUUCCCAUAUGGCGCAGAAUUCUGGGUUCGCUACAUCCAACUCGAACUCAACCAUAGCGAAUUCCCUAAAGUUGAACAACUCUUUUCGCGCUGCCUCACAAAAAUCCUAAGUGUCAAGCUUUGGACUCUUUAUCUGGGGUACAUUUUGCGCAUGAAUAACUUUAAAACUGGUGGUGAUUCAGCCCGCAAUAUCAUUUCAGAAGCAUAUGAGUUUGCCCUCAACCAUAUUGGCAUUGACCGCGAUAGUGGCCCCAUCUGGGCACAGUACCUCGACUUUAUCAAGUCUAAAAACACCCAAACCACUUGGGAACAACAGCAACAAAUGGACCUUAUCCGCAAAACUUACCGCCGUGCCAUUUGUAUACCCCUCAGUAAUGUCGAGGCUCUGUGGACAGCUUACAAUGCUUUUGAAAAUAACAUUAGCAAAACAACAGCCCGUAAAUUCAUCAACGAAAAGUCUCCAGCAUACAUGAUUGCCCGCUCAGCAUCAAAGGAAAUGAAUAAGUUCUUGGAUGGCUUGUACCGCGAAGGCAUGCCAAUGUAUAACAGACGUCGUAUUACUGAGAUUCGUGACAGCCAGACUAAAAAAUGGUUGUCCCUUAUUGACUGGGAAAAAAGUAAUCCUUUGAAUUUUGAGACAAGCUCACCAGAUCUCCAGCAACGCGUCAAGUACGUUUACCGACAAGCUGCAACAACUCUCUGGUUUUCUGCAGAUAUUUGGUUUGAAGCUGCUGAGUACUCUCUCGAAGCAACUCCUGGUGACAUUGACGAUGGCGUGGAAAUUCUCAAAAUCGGUCUAGAAGCCACACCACUAUCCUUCUUGCUCAACUACAAGCUUGCCGAAGUCUACGAGGCCAGCUCCAAUAAUACAGAAUGUAAAAAAACUUACCAAACAUUAAUCAACAAGCUCAAGGAACGUAUGGACUUUUUGGAAGCACAGAAAACAUCCCUUUACGAAGAACUCGGACUUCCAGUAUUAAAUACAGAGGGUUCACCUGCAAAUGGCUCUACACCAGUCCCAGGAGAAGGUGCUACGGAUGACGCCGCUUUAAUUGCCAACCUCAGCAGUGCAAACCAAACCAGGGUGACGCGAAUCCAACAGCAAAUCGACAAUCAGGCCAAGGUUGUAACGUCAGCAUACAUGGCUUACAUGAAAUCUGUAAAACGCAUGGAAGGCAUCAACACUGCGCGGUCCAUUUUUAGCGAGUGCCGACGACUUUCCUAUGCUACAUACAUUAUUUACGUUGCCUCAGCAAUGAUGGAGUCGCGUAACGGACGCCCGGACAUUGCAACCAAGAUCUUUGAAAUUGGUCUUAAGCGCUACAAUAGCGCAGAAUAUAUUCGCGAAUACCUUGAAUUUUUGGUUCUCAUCAAUGACGACACUAAUGCUCGUGCACUUUUUGAAACGUCCAUCAAAAAACUUGAUGUCCAGGACUCUAAAAUUCUCUACCAACAAUUUUUACAAUAUGAAGCAGAAUUUGGAGAACUCCCAGCAUUGCUCAGACUUGAAGCUCGUUACCGUUCUCUGUACCCGGAAGAGUCUGCACUAGAAAUGUUUACGGAACGCAAUGAAAUUCCAUACAAGGGAUACCGACGUACUGAUAAUACAAGAGAGCUCAGAACUAGACAAAGUGGAUCUGGUGUUUCCAAGGGAUUACGCGUCAAUGCUCGUGACGGUGGAAACACUAUUUCGUUUGACGAAGAAGAUAUUUCUGGCGAUGAUGAAGAAGAGGAAGAAGAAGACGGAUCGGGUCUUUUGAAUGGAGGCCAACAAGGAAACCAAGCUGGCCAGCAUGGUGCUGUGCGUCGCCCAAACAAAAAGACACGCCAUGACGAGCCCACAGGUCUUGGUAGCGGUAUUAGUGGCAGCAGUAACAUUGGUGGUGGGUCUGGGUUAAACUCCAGUAAUGGGAUCAAAUAUCCUGGCUAUGGGAAUGGAGACUAUGAUGGAAGUACAGUUUCAAAUAAUGUUCUUAAUAUGCUUAAAGCCCUACCUCCAGCCCAAACUUUUGUGUUACCACCAUUAGACCCUACUCGAUUGGUGAGUCUACUGCGAGAUGUUGCUAUUCCUGAAAGCUUAUUGCGAUAG
Messenger RNA from Magnusiomyces paraingens, 3108 nucleotides. RefSeq lists its product as uncharacterized. The transcript has a single exon. The record is from RefSeq and is a predicted model, not a curated record. The coding region runs from base 1 to 3108 and encodes 1035 amino acids. Lineage: Eukaryota; Fungi; Ascomycota; Dipodascomycetes; Dipodascales; Dipodascaceae. Gene Ontology annotation, molecular function: protein binding; mRNA binding. Gene Ontology annotation, biological process: mRNA 3'-end processing. Gene Ontology annotation, cellular component: nucleus.